ACAAUAACAAGUACAUACAUAAGCAAUGUUUUAUGUGUACCUUGUGGCAAGUGCAAAAUAAAUAUUUUUAACUCUAAAUGCAUUUUUAUUUUAAUUCACUUCCGCAAUUUCAAGAAUUUUACAAAAAAAAAGGAAAAUACCUAAGUGGCUAUAAAAUAAUAAACUUAAUAUUUCUAAGACCAGAUGAUGCCCUUAAAUUUUAUUCAUAAUGAAUGAAAUAUUUCAGUUACUAUUAUUUACUCGAAGACAUGAUACAUGCCAAAAUAAGAAAAAUGAUUUGCUUCAGUGUAUUUUUAGUUUUAAAUGUCAUAUCAUCAAGUAAGAUUUUAGCAAUGGAGAAUACUGCAGAAAAUACAGAAAUUGAACAAGAAAAUUCAGUGAUAAAUAAUAGACAAUUAUAUCAAACAUAUACAUCAACUAAAUUUACAAUACCAAAACGGCAAGCUAUAAUUUCAACCGGACAAAUAUUUACACCAGAUGCUUUUCCAAACUAUCAUGUACCAAGGAAUCAACAGAUUCAACAAUAUCCAUUUUUUAAGCCAACUAAAACUACACAAACUCAAAAAUUUAAUAUUCAAAACUCAAGUAAUACAGGAGGAAAAUUUGUUUUUCCUGAUCAGCUUGAGACAUCAUAUACUGUAAAGCAGACAAGAAAUUCACAACGACAACAACGAAAACUUCAGCAGCAAUAUAAUAGAGAUGCUAUCAAACCAAAUUUUGAUAAACCAUUGGGUUCGGCCUGUCAAAGAAGAGUCGAUAACAAAAAUGGUUUUUGUUUAUUUGCUCAUCAAUGUUUACAUAUUGUUCGAGAGUUUCGAGUUCAUGGCAUUCAAUUAGAUAUAUGUUCAUAUCAAGGAAGUGUUCCGAUUAUAUGCUGUCCACGUGAAAAUAAAUUUAUUAAUGAAAACAAUAACGAAACACAACGGAUUAGUGCAAAAAAAUGUGCAGAAUAUAAUAAUUUUGGAAUGGAACUAUUAAAACCUUCUGAACGAGCAAAUCAUUUAAUUAAAAAGUGUGAAUUUAGUGUACCACUAAUUGUCGGAGGAGAAGAAACCCUUCUUGGUGAAUAUCCGCAUAUGGCUGCCAUAGGCUGGAUAAAAGAACAAGGGAGUAUAAGUUGGGCUUGCGGCGGUAGUCUUAUAAGUGAAAUUUUUGUACUGACUGCUGCUCAUUGCACUUCUUUAGGUGGAAAAUCGCCAAAUUUAGUUAAGCUGGGUGCACAUGGAAUCGAUUCCUCAGUUGAGGAUGUGAACAUUCAAAUAUUAAAAGUUUCUGAAAUAAUCUCAUAUCCAAAAUAUAAGAAAGAAGAAUAUUAUUAUGAUAUUGCAUUGAUUAAAUUAAAUAAAAAUGUUUUAUUUUCUAAAUACGUAAGACCAGCUUGUUUAUGGUUUCGAUCUAAAAUUGAUGAUGUUGAAAUUGUAACAGCAACUGGUUGGGGUAGAACACGAUACUUGGGUCCAAGAUCAGAUAAACUUUUAAAAGUUGAUUUGAAAAUGAUUGAUAGAAACAAAUGUAAUGAAUUAUAUAAAAGGGAAAUUAAAUUACAUAGAGGCAUUACCGAAAGUCAAUUCUGCGCUGGAUAUCUCGAAGGUGGAAAAGAUACAUGCCAGGGAGAUUCUGGUGGACCAAUUAAUGUUCAUAUGGGGAAAUAUAAUUGCAUUAAUUAUAUUAUUGGAAUAACAUCAUUUGGGAAAUUUUGUGCAGCACCAAAUUCACCAGGUGUUUAUACUAAAAUUAAUUCAUAUCUUGAUUGGAUUGAAAAAAUAGUCUUCAAAUAACAAAAUAUAAAUUAUUUACAUCUUUAUAUUAUUUAACAUUCAG
Molecule: messenger RNA, 1821 nt
Organism: Condylostylus longicornis
Lineage: Eukaryota; Metazoa; Arthropoda; Insecta; Diptera; Dolichopodidae
Gene: snk
Product: serine protease snake
Exons: 5
Coding region: 213-1778 (521 amino acids)
Biological process (GO): proteolysis
Molecular function (GO): serine-type endopeptidase activity
Source: RefSeq, a predicted model, not a curated record